Messenger RNA from Contarinia nasturtii (swede midge), 1388 nucleotides. RefSeq lists its product as uncharacterized. The coding region runs from base 167 to 1183 and encodes 338 amino acids. The record is from RefSeq and is a predicted model, not a curated record. NCBI's taxonomy places the organism in Eukaryota, Metazoa, Arthropoda, Insecta, Diptera, Cecidomyiidae. The transcript is spliced from 4 exons.
AAGAAAGACACACUCAUAUAAAUGCACAACAAACAAUCUUGUUAAAGGAGAAUCGUCAAAAGUGUUUAGAGUGUGCGCUUUAAAACGAGUUUUUCUUAUUUUGCACUUCUUUAUCAGUUAUUCUAUUUCACUGCAUUUCAGAAAAAAGUGGGAUAGAUCAGCAGAAAUGAUAAAAUCCAACGGUAUCGAAGUGCAAUCAAAUGUGUUGGAAGAGUCAAUUUUUAAGAAUAUGAGUUCGAACAAUCAUAGCACACCGAUUAAAGUUGUCAGCGACAAAACAUCCGAAAAUCAACCGAAUCUAUCGAAUCAAGUUUCUGUUUCUCACAGUUUGCGGCUUCAACAAAUGGUCAAUACAAAUUAUAAUGAUUCAAGUAAAGUAGAAAACAACAAUUACGUUGUUAUUGAACAAUAUUCUGAACUUGAGCCCAUACAAAUUGACGAUGAAGCAACCGAGUGCGGCGACAUAAUCGAAAUAAGUGAUGAUUCGAUCGAAGACUAUUCCCAGCCAUUGCAGACUGAAAAAGGAACAAAAAUGAAUGACGAUAAGAGUCUCAGUGGUUUCAAGGUUGAAGGCACAGCUCAUUCAAGUAAUCAGGCCGAAUCGAAGGAACUAAAGAUGAAUCGCCAGAUUGAUGCGUCUGGAAUAGACUAUAUGUCGUGGCAAUGGCAACCGCAUUUAAAAUUAACACGAAUGAAACCAAAUGAUCUGGCACAUAAAAGUCGAAGUAAAACAUCAAAAAAAGUUAAAAAAACAAACAUUCAGGCUACACCAUCAUUACCACAGCCAAUUGAAUUUCAUUCGGAUGAAUCCAUUAUUCGAGAACUAUCGCCAAGAACUGCAAACGAACGGUUUCAAAAGCGUAUAGAAGAAAUCAAAAUGUCAAUGCAGCCCAUACAUAUGGCACCCCGUGAUGUGAACCGAAAACGUCCACGUUUUAGAAAACCGCCCAGCGCAGAACUAUUGGAAUAUGAGGAGGUACAGAGGCGGCUACGAGAAAAGAAACCAAAAAGACGAACAAAGCGUUCACGAGCCCGUAAGCUUUACAACCCCAAUGCUUUGUUUGAAGAAACAUCAGAAAAAGAAAAUUCUGAUUACGGCAGCAUUGAACCGAAAACGAAACGGCCACGCAGUUCAUUGCAACCAACCCGAAUUCUCCCCGAACGAGCAUCAAAAACAAAAUAGAUCCAUACCAAAUUGAGCCAUUGAGCAUUGCUGCACAUUGAAUUACACCAUAUGAAUUCAUCUACAUUAUAUUUUAUUUCAUUUUAUUUUGUUAAUUUGUGCGUUAAACGUAUUCUAAGUAUUUUUUUUUUGAAUUGCCGUAAACUGGAUCAAGUAUUCAAAAGCAAAUUAAAGCAUGAGAAAUAUAUAAUGUUAUAAAAAAAUU